AGCAUGAUCGCGACGCCUCCGGUGGCUUCCCUGGUGCCUGACCCCGUGCUGGGCAGCGGCUUUGCCCUCAAGCACCAUGCAGCUGCUUCUUGCUCUGUUGGCGCUGGCUUACGCAGUCGGCUCUACCGCAGGCGCAGACUGGUGCUAUGAGAUUCAAGCCAAGGAGCCCAACAGCCACUGCCAGAGACCUGCCGACUGGACUGGGGACUGUCAGAAGACCCACCAGUCUCCCAUCAACAUCAUCACCACUGAGGCGAAGGAGAACCCCAACCUGAAGCCCUUCACCUUCACUGGCUAUAACCAGAAGAAGAAGUGGAUAGUUAAGAACGAUGGACACUCAGUGAAAAUGAUGCUGGGGGACGGAGUCUUCAUUGCUGGAGGAGACCUGCCUACACAGUACCAAGCUGUACAGUUGCACCUUCACUGGUCACAGGAUGUGGACAGGGGCUCAGAACACAGCAUUGAUGGGAAACACUUUGCCAUGGAGAUGCACGUCGUCCAUGAGAAGGGGACAUCGAGCAAUGAGGUGCAGGACUCCAAGGACAAGAAUGCAGUGCUGGCGUUCAUGGUUGAGGUGGGAGAUGAGGUGAACGAGGCCUUCCAGCCGCUGGUGGAGGCACUGUCCAGUAUCUCCAAACCCAACACAAACACCACAAUGAAGGAGAGCAGGCUGCAGGACUUGCUUCCUAAGGAGGAGAAACUGGUUCACUACUUCCGUUACCUGGGCUCCCUGACCACACCGAACUGUGACGAGACGGUUAUCUGGACUGUGUUCAAGGAACCCAUUAAGCUCCACCAGGACCAGUUCCUGGAAUUCUCAAGGAAGCUCUACUAUGACAAAGAACAGAAGCUGAAUAUGAAGGACAAUGUGAGGCCCCUGCAGCAGCUGGGUAACCGCCAGGUGUUCAAGUCCCAUGCCCCAGGACAGCUGCUGCCCUUGCCCCUGCCCACCCUGUUGGUCCCUACGCUCACCUGCCUGGUGGCCAGCUUCCUCCAGUGAUGGACCACUUCUGGAUAUGUGACCUCUGACUUCAGCCCUUAGGGGAUAUGGCUUUGCUUUCUGACUUUGCAGGUUGGACUUUGGGGACUAUUAAAAUACGGGUAGCUGGCUGCGGAGGUGCACACCUUUAAUCCCAGCACUGGCAAGGGCAGACACAUGGAUCUCUGAGACUGAGGCCAGCCUGCUCUCCAUAGAGAGUUCUAGCCUAUCCAGGUUUACAAAGGGAAACCCUGACUUCCACCCACCCCCUCCCCACAAUUGAACAAAAAUAAAAUAUGGUUAUAUUUUUGGAGAAA
Messenger RNA from Peromyscus eremicus (cactus mouse), 1296 nucleotides. It is a transcript of the gene Ca4, whose product is annotated as carbonic anhydrase 4. The record is from RefSeq and is a predicted model, not a curated record. Lineage: Eukaryota; Metazoa; Chordata; Mammalia; Rodentia; Cricetidae. The coding region runs from base 77 to 1000 and encodes 307 amino acids. The transcript is spliced from 8 exons. Gene Ontology annotation, cellular component: plasma membrane. Gene Ontology annotation, molecular function: zinc ion binding; carbonate dehydratase activity.